GUUCCACCAUACGCGACUUCUUUCUACAUCUCUCAUCAAGUUUUCUCUCUCUAAAACUAAGACUUUUCUCUCUCUAAAUUUUCUAGCUUUUCUGUAAUGGAAACGGAACGUGUGACCGAGUUCCCGAUGACCCAUCUGGAUCGUCGUCCAAGAAAGAGGGCGCGUUUGGGCUGGGACGUACUUCCUGAGCAGCCUAAGGCUCAGCUAGAAUUGUUUUGUGGACAAGCGUUUGGGAAUCUGACAAGCCAUACGACUUCGAGGCAACCUACAGACCUUACUGGUACACUGGUUGUUAAGGGGCGAAAUGGUUCUCCCCCAUGGAGGAAUGAUGACAAAGGCGGGCAUUAUACAUUUGAGCUUGGAGAAAAUUUAACAUCACGCUACAAAAUCCACAGUAAAAUGGGAGAAGGUACUUUUGGCCAGGUUCUAGAAUGCUGGGACCGUGAAAAGAAGGAAAUGGUGGCCAUUAAGAUUGUUCGGGGCAUUAAGAAGUAUCGUGAAGCAGCUAUGAUUGAGAUUGAAAUGCUUCAACAGCUUGGUAAACAUGACAAAGUUGGCAAUUGUUGUGUGCAAAUACGGAACUGGUUUGACUAUCGUAAUCAUAUCUGUAUUGUCUUUGAGAAGCUAGGACCAAGCUUAUAUGAUUUCCUACGGAAAAACUAUUACCGCUCAUUUCCCAUUGAUCUUGUCCGUGAGAUUGGCAGACAACUCUUGGAAUGUGUAGCAUUUAUGCAUGAUUUGCGUCUCAUCCACACUGAUUUGAAGCCUGAAAACAUUCUGCUUGUCUCCCCGGAUUAUAUUAAAGUUCCUGACUAUAAGGUAAAAAUUGGACGCUGUGGACAACUUGGAACUAUUUUGUGCUUGGUUCCGCACUUGCAAUGGUGGAUGGUUAAUGUUUUUUUUCACUAUUACCUAAAGUUUUCUUCAAGGUCACCUACAGAUAGUUCUUACUACAAAAGAGUUCCAAAGUCAAGUGCUAUAAAGGUAAUCGAUUUUGGGAGCACAAUAUAUGACCGUCAGGAUCAGAAGUAUAUUGUAUCAACUCGUCAUUACCGUGCACCAGAAGUUAUUCUAGGUCUUGGAUGGAGGUACGCAUGUGAUAUAUGGAGUGUUGGCUGUAUCCUCGUGGAAUUAUGUUCGGGAGAAGCAUUGUUUCAAACUCAUGAAAAUCUAGAGCACCUUGCUAUGAUGGAGAGGGUACUUGGCCCCCUUCCUCAACACAUGCUAAAAAGAGUAGACCGGCAAGCAGACAAGUAUGUGAGAAGGGGACGUUUGUACUGGCCUGAAGGAGCAUCAUCCCGUGACAGUAUCAAAGCUGUGUUAAAGCUUGCUCGCCUUCAGAAUAUAAUUAUGGAGCAUGUGGAUCAUUCAGCUGGAGAUCUUAUUAAUCUCUUGCAAGGACUCCUUCGUUAUGAUCCAUCUGAAAGGUUAACUGCUCGUGAGGCCCUGAGACAUCCUUUCUUUACGCGGGGUCAUCUGAGUAGGUAAAUUGGAUUGCACUUUAUCCUGAAAGUGCGUGCUCCUCACGUGAUGCCUGGUUAAUUUGCUUUUGGACAAUCUGAUGUAGUGGAGGGAUUCGUGCCAGUUUCUUAUUGGCAGUCUUAACGUGUUGGCGAGGCCCCCAUGUAGAUACUAUUCAUUUAUAUGUUUCUUGCAGUUGGUGAUGCAAGUCUGCCGAUUUUGUGCCUAUAUGUAUAUUAAAAUUGAGCUCUCAGAAUAUACCUAGUAUGUAGUUAGAUUGAAAGUUGGCGUGCUAGAAAAGACUGGAAGCUUAACUGAGUAUAUAUUUACCCUGUUUCCAUAAUGAAAUGUGUAGUUGAGCAUGGUGCAUUCGGGCCUCCGAUGAUGAUUGACAGGUAAUGGAUAAUGUAAUUUUAUGAUGUUCAUAUCAAUUAACCUUGUUGGCACUGGGAGAUGUGAUAAGGGGAUGGCAGUUGCAGGCAGCGUUUGCUAUGAUGAAAACCGAAGACCACAAUAAAGGUAAAAUGCGUCCUCGUGUUUCUUUUAAUGGAAACAUAGUAAAGGAAAGUCAAAGACCUUAAGCGAGAUUUAUAUUUUGUUCAUGAGUAACAGGUGGAAUUGAAAAAACUUUAACACGCAUUUUACUUGUACUUAGAAUUGACUCUUUUUCUGUCACGAUUGUAUAAUCUUCUGAACAGGAAAAUAAUAAGUUUAGAUUUUUUUUC
Messenger RNA from Nicotiana tabacum (common tobacco), 2186 nucleotides. RefSeq names its product serine/threonine-protein kinase AFC2. Gene Ontology annotation, biological process: protein phosphorylation. Gene Ontology annotation, molecular function: protein serine/threonine kinase activity; ATP binding. Gene Ontology annotation, cellular component: nucleus. Lineage: Eukaryota; Viridiplantae; Streptophyta; Magnoliopsida; Solanales; Solanaceae. The record is from RefSeq and is a predicted model, not a curated record.